This is a messenger RNA of Ficedula albicollis (Collared flycatcher), 4732 nucleotides long. RefSeq names its product transmembrane protein with metallophosphoesterase domain (gene TMPPE). Gene Ontology annotation, molecular function: hydrolase activity. The coding region runs from base 299 to 1615 and encodes 438 amino acids. NCBI's taxonomy places the organism in Eukaryota, Metazoa, Chordata, Aves, Passeriformes, Muscicapidae. The record is from RefSeq and is a predicted model, not a curated record. The transcript has 2 exons.
UGUAGUGGAAGUGAGCUGGAAGUGAGUAGCAAAACAGAGUGUGAGUUUCACUGAUCCUACUGAUUUUCAGGGCUUUGGAGAAAUCUGAUUCACAACGACAGGCAAGGGUAUCUGCUGAUCAUCUGCAGUUUCUGGGAUCCCAGUUGCAUCUGUUCCAGUGGGGAUUUCACUGCUGCUGUAGCAUGUGUUAGUAGAACCUCUUGCAUUUGGCUUUGUUGACCCAAGGCAUCCCUUCAUAACCACAUUAUUGGCUACUGGAGACUUCUGCAGAACAGAAGGGAACAGUCAGGAAGCAAAGAUGAUCUCCUUCAAGCAACUGCCCAUUGAAGCAAAGGCUGCAGUGGCUGCAGGAGUGGUUUUCUUCUCCAUGAUGCUAUCACGGAGUUACCUGGCCGAAAAACUCGAUUUCAGGACGCGGCGCUGGCUUCUAAGGCUGCAAAUGGCACUAUUUGCUAAUACACUCAUGUUGAUGGGGUCUCUUCAUGUUUGGAGAAGUACAGUCACCACGUUCACCAGGUCUUCAGCUGCCAGCUCCUUCUGUUUCAUGCUCUGGAAAAUAGCUGUGUUCAUGUUUCUGGCUUUGGCUCAUUCAAGCUUCUUUACCUUGCUAUUUCUUGUUGCAGAAGAGCCCUAUUUCUUUUCUUUAGCUGCCUACACUUGCUUGGGGGCUUACAUUAUUCUCAUCUUUUUCCUCUUCACUCUAGGCUCUGUAGAGCAGGCUUACAAGUUCUUGGCUGGGAGAGGUGCUAAGGCAGGCACUAGCAACAAGAACAGAACAGCACUGAAACCAGUUCUGGCAGUCUUGCUGACUGUUGUGCUGACUGUUGUUGGGCUGUUAAAUGCUUCCCAGCCUCCUACUGUGAAUUCAGUGGAGAUUCCAGUUCACAAGCUGCCCUCAACAAUGAAUAACCUGAAAGUGGUGUUGCUUUCAGAUAUCCAUCUGGGGCCUACAGUUGGGAAGACCAAGCUUGCCAUGAUAGUAAGAAUGGUUAAGGCUUUAAAACCAGAUAUCACCGUGAUUGUUGGUGACCUGUCUGAUGCUGAAGCAAAGAUCAUACGACCUGCUGUUGAGCCUCUUGGAGAACUUGAUUCCCCUUUGGGGACUUACUUUGUCACAGGAAACCAUGAGUACUACACCUCAGAUGUUAGCAACUGGUUUGAACUGUUAAAGUCGUUUAACAUUCAGCCGUUGCAUAAUGAGAAUGUGAAGAUUGUUUCACCAAAGAGCACUUCUGACUGGUUCUGCCUGGCUGGCGUGGAUGAUAUUGAAGCAGAUGUGUUGCGCUAUUCAGGACAUGGCAUGGAUUUGAAAAAAGCUCUCAGAGGUUGUAGCAGUGAGCAUGCAAUAGUGCUCUUAGCUCAUCAGCCAAUUGCUGCAAAGUGGGCCCUUCAGGAGAGACCAGACAUAAAUUUAAUCCUCUCUGGCCAUACUCACGGAGGGCAGAUUUUCCCUCUAAAUGCUGGAGCUUAUCUUCUGAAUCCAUUCUUUGUUGGCUUGUACCAAGUUGGGCAGAAUACCUUCGUCUAUGUCAGCCCGGGGACGAUGUACUAUGGAAUACCUAUGAGGCUGGGCAGCAGAGCUGAAAUAACGGAGAUUAUUCUACAUUCUCCUUGAGAGUUUUCCAUUUGAUAGACUUCUAAAUUUUUUUUUUGGGGUCAGUCUAUUGACUCUCCUACUAUGAAAGCAAAUCCUUUUUCAGGGAAGGCAGAGAAGGUGUGUUGGGCUUCAGCAGGUUAUCUUAAGUUUGAGGAGAAAACACUAACUGUAUCUUGGACCUAUGAAACAAAAUUUGGACAUGUUAAAUUACUGAAGAAAUUAGGUCUUUGAGUUCAUUAUCAUUGAGGUUCUGCAUUUAAAGAUAACACUGAUGUCAUGGCGAUAAUGUGUGUCCUGUGCAUGUUUAGUAAUAUCUGUGUCCUGCAGCUACUUCAUGUUCCACUGUUUGGUGUCCAUCAGGCAGCUGCUUUAUGAAAUCUCAGGCAGGUGAAGUUCUGAGCUUGUGCAAUGAAGUCACUUAUGCGUGUUUUGCAGAAAGGCCUGCAGGAGUGUGCACUGAGUAUGUAGACUCUAGGAGGCUUAUACUAGAGUAGUUAUGAGAAAGGAAUAGUUUAAUAGUUUAGGGUUUUUUUUUAAAUUGAUGCUGGAUAUCUUUAUCCUGCUAGCUAUCUGCACCAUGCACCAUGCUUCCAGUCUGUGCUUCUUACUAGUACUAUAAUUAGCCAGGCAUCAGUUAUGAAAUUCAGUUUUGUCCAGUUAAAAAGUUAGUGAGACUGACACCAAAAGGUGAAAGUAGCUGUCUUUCUCUCAGGCAUUUUCCCCAGAUUAGCUGGGCAUCCAGUGAUUGCUUACUGAAAAUAGCUCUAACAAAAGCAAAUGAGGAAAAUUCUAAAAUUAACUUCUGUUGCUGUCUGAACAUAUACUAUCUCCUUAUAUCAAGCACUAAUUCCAAAGCUGAAAUACUCAGUCUUUUGUCUUCAUUCUGUAUUUUUUUCUUUCUGCCUGAUUUCUCGUCCAUAAUUUUUCUUUUGCAAAAGUAAGAAGAUGCUAUUUGAAAACAAUGCAAAUAAGUUAAUGCUUGAAAUUUGUUCAAGGCUUUAAGUAAAUUAUGUCCUCUUUUAAUGAGACUAAACUCUACAGCAGAUGACUUUCCCUAAGAGCAUUUACAGUCAGUGUCCUGGUUGUCUGAUGAGCACAUAGCAGAGUAACUGCUACAGGACAAUAAGGCAUGAAGGAUUUCUUCCCAUCUUUCAUAGAAGGGCUAAAAUUAACAUAAAAUUAGCAUGAAUUAACAUAAUUAUGGGAAAUUUGAGGUAUUGGAGAAUAAUUGAUACAAACAUUCUUGUUUCUAUAUAUUUGUAUUCACUUAAGAAAGCCAGGAUGUAAAAUAAUGUGUGACUUUUGUCCACGCUGAUGAAACACUACUUCUGUUCAUCUUCUCUCUCCUCCUCUCCCUCCUCAUUGUUGCUGCAUGAAGCAUCACAGACAAUUGGAGCCUGGAAAUGCUGCCUCUAUAGUCUGCAGCUGUAUCUGCAGGGUUUCCCUUGCUCUGCCCUUCAGGCCACCAGUGCUCAUGUUCCUCUCAGGCAGAUCCACAGCAUGGGGCAAAAGAAAGCGGUUCUUAUCCAGGAGACUGAGGGUGGAGGACCAGAGCUGUGGUGUUCAGUCUUUUCCUGCCUUCCUGUGUGAUCCUGAACCUACCAUAAACCCUUGGUUUUGUUCUUCAGCUUCUGUUCUCAUACUGAAGGAGAUCGAUGGGGAUGUGUUUGAAAACUACCGUAAUCAUUGUAAAGUUGAGGGGGUUUGUAAGUUAAAUUUUGAGGUUUGACUUCAUCCACUCCAGGCAUCUCCCAGCCAGAGUUUCUAAUUCCUAUGCUGGUUUUGUAUCCUGCUUCUCUGUACAAGCAUCUUGCAUUUUUACUCAGGAAUGAUGACAAAUACUGUAAAUGUGUCACAAACGUUAGUGGAAUUGUUGGAGAAGUCAGUCCUCUUUCAGUCUGAAAACAGAAUACCUUACCAGCCAUGCUCUCUGCUUGCCAAAUUUAUUAGUUUCUGUUUCCCACCACUUGUAAUUUUGUAAGCUUUUUUUUUUAAUGAUUGUGUGAUAAUAUCUGCUUAAGUAUCCUAAAUGUAUUCAACACUGCACACUGUCCAUGUGCGAUCCAUCUGAGGCUUUUUGCAGUCAGUGACAGUAUCAGAUGGUCUUAUGAGGAAGGAAUUUUGAUAGCCUGUAACCCUCUGGUUACUUGUCAACACGCCUUCAGUUAAGAGCUAUGUUCUGGGUUUAGUGGUGCAGAGUAUUGUUGCCUGGCCAGUAGUCCAGGAGGAUUUUUACACUUGUUGCACUGAAUGUUCUUACCAUGUUAAGAAGACUAAUUGUUAAGCCAGUUUCGUCAAUAGGAGGCAUUUGUGGGACUGAUUUUAGAUCGUGUCAGUUUCUCAAUGAGUUGCUAGUUUUGUUUUUUUUUUUUUCCUGCUCUUUUUACUUAUUUUUUCAUUACUUUGUAUGUGCCUCUCUUGGAAGAUUAUUAUGUAUCCUUUCAAAAGCAGAUAUGCAUCCUUUUAGGAGUGGUCAUAUUGGCAUUUCAUAAAUGUAUUGAGUUCUCCUGAUGUAAUUUAGUCUUGCCCAUUUUUUUUUUUUGUAUCUCUCCCUCUGAAAGGUUGUUUGCUUGGUGAUUACUUAUUACUUUAAAUGUUUUCUUUCUGUGCCAAAAGACUUCAAAGCCUUUUCUUAUUUUGCUUUUUAAUUAUGAAUGGAAAGUAUCCUAGAUCAACUUUCUGUUUGAUGAAAGGAAUGAACUAUUUCUAUAAUCUCUCGAAUCAGCAAUCUCUGUCCUUGAAGGUUCUUUUUAUACUUUUUCAAACUUUCAGUUUUAUUUGAACAUGCACAAUGCAGACCUGUGUUCAGUAUUUCAUAUGAAGACAAAUUGCUGUGCUGCUUAUUUUGUAAUUUUUAAUUUUUUUUUGGUAAAUUUUAUGUGUGUGUAUGUAAUAUAUUUAAUCUGGGGAACUGAACUAAAUGAAUAUGUAUUUCAUCCUAUAAAAGGCCAGUUCAUUGGGGGCUGAGGACGAGUUAAUUAAUGUCAGAAUUAAUAGUAGAAUAUAAUAGUAUCAUCACUUUGUGAAAAUUAUACUUAUUAUAUAAUUACUAUGGAAUGGAUUGGAAAAUAUGUAAAUUGUGGUAUAACAAAUGCUUUAAAUGUUGGGAUUUAAUAAAACUUUAUUCUUAUAAUC